GGAAUUUCUAGACCGGUAUCUCAACUCACCGUGAAGGGAACACGACAAAUCUCAUAGCAUAAAAACCCCUUUAUGGCUCUAUUAUUCUCCCUACCUUUUCAAUUUCCGCACACACUCUCUCAUCUCUCCCUACAUCGAUCACCACUUCGUUUUCGCUUUCUCGCUCUGUGAUCGGAAUCAUCGGAUUUGAGCUAUGGGAAAAAGGAAGGCGAAAACAAAACCUCCUCCAAAGAAACGAAUGGAUAAGCUUGACACCGUCUUUAGCUGUCCUUUCUGCAAUCACGGUUCCAGUGUUGAGUGUCGCAUUGAUAUGAAGAACUUGAUAGGGGAAGCUUCUUGCGGGAUAUGUCAGGAGAGCUUUAGCACUACCAUCACAGCUUUAUCUGAGGCAAUAGACAUAUACAGUGAAUGGAUUGAUGAAUGUGAACGGGUGAACACUGUUGACGAUGACGGUACUUAGUGAUUGAAAGGAUCCACUUAUAGUGAUAGUAAAUCGAUAAGUGUCCAACUUUAUAAUAUCUCCACCCUGUAGUUAUGUCCAUUUCUGUUGUGAGCAUUAGUGCUACUAUGAACUUUAGUUUGCAUGUGAACUCUUGACAUAUUGUAAUGAUUGUACACAAGAACAUGAAAAUAAUUGUCUGUUUAGGGUGAAGCCACUUUGAUGGAUAGCAUAUGUAACCUAUAUUGUAUUUUUUUUUGUUGCAGUAUGUGGUAUUAGCUGAAAGCAGUUUUUUUACUUA
Vicia villosa (hairy vetch) is the source of this 740-nucleotide messenger RNA. Its product is annotated as transcription elongation factor 1 homolog. Gene Ontology annotation, biological process: transcription elongation by RNA polymerase II. Gene Ontology annotation, cellular component: transcription elongation factor complex. NCBI's taxonomy places the organism in Eukaryota, Viridiplantae, Streptophyta, Magnoliopsida, Fabales, Fabaceae. Bases 194 to 460 code for a protein of 88 amino acids. The record is from RefSeq and is a predicted model, not a curated record. Gene Ontology annotation, molecular function: RNA polymerase II complex binding. The transcript has 5 exons.